Molecule: messenger RNA, 3622 nt
Organism: Nematolebias whitei (Rio pearlfish)
Lineage: Eukaryota; Metazoa; Chordata; Actinopteri; Cyprinodontiformes; Rivulidae
Gene: tmod2
Product: tropomodulin 2
Exons: 10
Coding region: 189-1229 (346 amino acids)
Biological process (GO): myofibril assembly; pointed-end actin filament capping; muscle contraction
Cellular component (GO): striated muscle thin filament; myofibril
Molecular function (GO): tropomyosin binding
Source: RefSeq, a predicted model, not a curated record
UGUCACCGCCCUUGGGUUGGACUGAGACAGACCCGCAUAGAAACCCGCAGCUGCCUUCAGUUGGAGAAUCGCGGCUGCUUUCCGGACUGUUCCCCUCACUGAGACCUGUUAAACUCAGGUAUCCCUCGUACCAGAACCAGCGUGGCUGCAGUUUGCUGUUCAGUGUUUCCGAGCAAGCUUUAGCCAUCAUGGCGCUGCCGUUCAAGAAGGAUCUUGGCAAGUACAAGGACAUCGAUGAAGACGAGAUCCUCGGGAAGCUGUCGGCCGAGGACCUGAAACAGCUGGAGAUGGCCCUCGAGGAGAUGGACCCUGAGAAUGCACUACUUCCAGCCGGUCUGCGACAGAAAGACCAGACCACGAAGGAAGCCACGGGCCCGUUCAACCGGGACCGCCUGCUCAAAUAUCUGGAGAAAGAAGCCAUGGAUCAUAAGGACAGAGAGGACAUCGUGCCCUUCACUGGAGAGAGGAAAGGUAAAGUAUUUGUCCCUAAGCAGCAGCCAAUAGAAACGCGUCAGGAGGAUGUCACGAAGCUCGACCCAGAGUUGGAGGAAGCUCUCUCCAGCGCCACAGACACAGAACUGUGCGACCUAGCAGCGAUCCUGGGCGUGCACACGCUGGUCACCAGUAACCAGACGUAUGAUGGAACUGGAAGUAAAGAGGGCUACAACAAUGUGAUCAAAGGUGAGAAGAUGAACCCAGUGUUCGACGAGCCUCCCAACCCGACCAACGUAGAAGAAACUCUGCAGAGGAUAAAAUCCAACGACGGCUCCUUAACGGACGUCAACCUCAACAACAUCAAGAACAUUCCCAUCCCCACGCUGAAGGACUUCGCCAAAGCCAUGGAGAAGAACACGCACGUGAAGAAGUUCAGCCUGGCAGCGACGCGGAGCAACGACCCCGUGGCUGUGGCGUUCAGCGACAUGCUGCGAGAGAACAAGACGCUGCGGAGUUUGAACCUGGAGUCGAACUUCAUCACGGGAGUCGGAGCGCAGGCGUUGGUCGAGGCGCUGCGGGACAACGACACGCUCACAGAGAUCAAGAUCGACAACCAGAGGCAGCAGCUGGGAACAUCUGUAGAGAUGGAGAUCGCUAAAAUGUUGGAGGAGAACAAAACCAUUGUGAAGUUUGGCUACCACUUCACUCAGCAAGGACCUCGGUCCAGGGCUGCUGCCGCCAUCACCAAGAACAACGACCUCGUCCGUCGGAGGCGGGUGGAGGGGGAUUUGUAGAGACGGAGCGCGGCGUUUCUCCGAGCCAAUCCUGCAUUUCAUCUCAUGGUGCCACCGCCGCUGCCCCGGUCUCAUCUUGCCGUGUGGAAACUGUCGUCCUGUGCCAAACUGCGGGGCAAGGUGCGUUCCACCUGCAGACGCAUCUGAGAAGAACGGAUCAAACUGGAACCGCCCUCCCCCUCGCUCCCUCUUUGUUCUUAAGUUGUCCUUGAAGGUGUACAUCUCUUUAGGUUUUAGUCAUUUUCAUUUCCUGUUUUGAGCCUUCGUGUUUCCUGUCCGCACGUUUUACGUUUUUCAUUUUAUACAAAGCUUCUAACCAUGUGAACUAAUCACGACAGCAGCUUCCCUAACUGGUAGAAACGAACAAAGACCCGCGUCUUCGGUUCUGUUUGACGUUGAACCGAAGCAGCAGAUGUUCUUUGGCCCAAACGGGUCAGAACCGUUUGCAGGUGGUUUUUAUUUGAGCAGGUUAAAGGUUGGUUUGAACCAGAACUGGACCAGCAAAUCUUCUAAAACCCAUUAAUCCACCAGAACCAAUAAUUAAUGUAUUCUUUAUUCCUCAUCGUUUUGACAAAUAUAACUAGAUUAGUUAGAAAACAUUAGAUCCUGUUGAUACGUUAAAGUUUUCUGAUGCUCGGUUUAUGCCAAAGACCAACACAAACGGUGCAGGAGUGUCAGUCAUCGUCUUUGAGUUUCGCUCCGUAUGACAGAUCUAAAAAAGACGUUUACAGAUUUCUGCUCCAUCAUGCUUUGACCUUUAAUUUGUAUCUCACUUGGCUGCGACGAGUCGGAGACACAAAGUUACAAGAAAUGACAGAAAGUUUCUCUUGGACUCGCACAGAAAAUGUUUUCUUACACGACAACGAAAGAAUUGUCACAUUCCUGCUCAUUUAAUCGUCUCACUUUAGUCUCAAAGUGUCUUAAUUAUGUCUCGGUUUGAUCAGGCACCUUGAGUGUCGGGUCCAAACGGGCUCCAUGUCUCUAAAACCAGAAUCUCACCCUUGUUGGACAGAAGCUGGUGACUAAAUAUCGUUGGACAAUUAUGAGAAAAUACAUCCGUUUUCAUUUGAUCUUGAUAAAUUUGUUCUUCUGACGCGUUACAGAUAAUUCUGUUGCAGAAAUGUCUCAACAAGGUUCUGCAGAAUUUUGAUUUUUGACUGUAGUUUUGUGAGAAAAUGGACCCUAAGUACGGGUCUCUGUUCAAUUCAGCACCCAUUUGGCCUGCGUUGGGACAAAAUUCUCAUUUUUAUGUCCAAACGGUCCCGUGUUGUCGCCACACCCUGGAAACGUCUAGUUUUCAAAGACCGUUCGCUCUUCUGACUUACAGGAGUUAUCAAGAAAAGGUCCAGACUCGAUCUGCAAAUAUUUUCAGAACGUCAGUUUUUCUGAAUUUUUAGGAGUGUUUAAAGUCAAUGCAUCAGAUCCGAGGCCCUCAGAACACCCGCUAACGUCUCGAGAUAUUUUGGAGACUCGGUUGCUCUUAGCAACGAGAUGCUGCGUAAAGAGAGAGCUGCCGUGAGAGAAAACGAGUUUAUCAAUUUUCCGUAAACAUUGUUUUAAAUUUCUGCGACAGGAGCGUGAAGCUCUGUAGCUCAUGUGAAGAAACCGAGAACGCCUGCAAACGUUUCGAGACAUUUUAGAGACUCUGCAAACGCCGUUUGGAGUUUAACUCCACGUAAUGAAAUGAACGUUUUUGAAAGAAAAUUAAUUUAGCGGUUUUAAAAAAUAUAUAUAUAUAUAUAUUUACCCUCGCAGACCUUUUUGAGACAUUUUAGAGACUUCUCUCGGAUGCUGUUUGGAGUUAGUCUCCAAUGGUCAUAGCCCAGUUAGAAACCAGCUUUCCUAUUGGCCUUUCAAAAUAAAAGCUUAGUUAGCAGUUAGACAUGCAGAAGUUGAGACUCCUAACUUCUCAGGUCACAGAUGAGUUUUAAUUUGAACGUUUGGUUCUCAGCAGUCAAAUAUUAAUAUUAAUAAUAAUAAUAGUGACACUUGGUGUUUAUGUAAUAAGCUGUUCAGUUCAUGAAACCGGCUUCAUACGGUUAAAACCGGAUUCUUCGGGAGUCACUUGAGCCUUGUAAAUGCUGUUUCUGGGAGCAUGACGUCGUCACCCUGAACGUUUAUAUCCGUGCACUUUCCCCACAUUUAUCUUUGCUGGCUUUUCCUCUUUUUGUUUUUACAUUCCUGUUUUUCUUUCUGUUCUUUGGUUAAUAAAAUGUAUAUUAACUGUAAAGUGGCAUCUCGUGUUGAGCGUAUUCACAGGUGGAACUACGAAUCACUGCUGAGACUUUUUUAUUUUAACUGUAAACCCAGGUGUCAACACAACAAAUAUAUAAUAUUAUUAAAAAAAAACUCAAUACUGGUGAAACAAACAUGAAUAAAUGUUUAUACAUCAA